Molecule: messenger RNA, 1589 nt
Organism: Telopea speciosissima
Lineage: Eukaryota; Viridiplantae; Streptophyta; Magnoliopsida; Proteales; Proteaceae
Product: enoyl-[acyl-carrier-protein] reductase [NADH], chloroplastic-like
Exons: 13
Coding region: 228-1430 (400 amino acids)
Biological process (GO): fatty acid biosynthetic process
Molecular function (GO): enoyl-[acyl-carrier-protein] reductase (NADH) activity
Source: RefSeq, a predicted model, not a curated record
UCGAACCCAUAGGAGCCUCGAUUCCAUCGAAAUUUAUAUAUAGUAGUCCUUCCUUUUCUCCAAACGCUUCUGAAGCUUUUGGAGAAGACUACCCCUGGUAGAAGCGAGGGGAACUGAGGAUUUUUUUUCUUAUUCGUAGCCGAGCUUUCACAGGCCAACUGUCUACCGCAGCCAUUUCGUUCCCACAGAGAUUUAUUUUACUUUCUGCUGGAUUUCAUUUAUUGGAGAUGGCGGCAACUUCGGCUUCUGGACUUCAAAUGGCAGCAGCAAGGUCCUGUAUUUAUUCUUCUCCCAAAAAUUUCAACGGUACCAGUGCAUUUUUUGUCUCAGAGGCCAGAGGCACCGCACGGUCUACGCUUACGAGCUCUUCUCAUAUAUCGUCUGCGCAACGUUUCAUCCGGAACUUCACAUCUAGUCCUGUAACUGUAAGAUGUAACAAGUUCGUUACACAGGCAAUGUCUGAAGGAAGUGAGGACAAGCCUCUUCCAGGCUUGCCCAUUGAUCUCCGAGGUAAAAGAGCAUUUAUUGCUGGGGUAGCUGAUGACAAUGGAUAUGGUUGGGCCAUAGCAAAAUCUCUAGCUGCGGCAGGUGCUGAAAUCCUUGUUGGUACAUGGGUACCUGCACUAAACAUUUUUGAGACCAGUCUAAGACGUGGAAAGUUUGAUGAAUCACGCAAGUUGCCAGAUGGUUCUCUGAUGAAGAUUACAAAAGUGUACCCACUGGAUGCAGUAUAUGAUAGCCUUGAGGAUGUUCCUGAAGACGUAAAAGCAAAUAAGCGUUAUGCAGGAUCCUUAAAAUGGACUGUUCAGGAAGUUGUUGAAUCAGUGAAGCAGGAUUUUGGGAGCAUUGACAUCCUUGUGCACUCACUUGCCAAUGGCCCAGAGGUGAGUAAACCUUUAUUGGAGACAUCCAGGAAAGGAUAUCUUGCUGCAAUCUCUGCAUCUAGUUACUCUUUUGUUUCUUUGCUUAAGCAUUUCCUUCCAAUAAUGAAUCCAGGUGGUGCAUCAAUUUCUCUCACUUAUAUUGCCUCCGAAAGGGUCAUUCCUGGAUAUGGUGGAGGCAUGAGUUCAGCAAAAGCUGCUCUGGAGAGUGAUACUAAAGUGCUUGCUUUUGAAGCUGGAAGAAAACAAAAAAUUCGGGUCAACACUAUAUCUGCUGGUCCACUUGGAAGCCGUGCUGCAAAAGCCAUUGGUUUCAUUGACAAGAUGAUUGAAUACUCAUAUGCCAAUGCCCCCAUACAGAAGGAACUCUCUGCAGAUGAAGUGGGGAAUGCCGCCGCCUUCCUUGUAUCGCCACUGUCUUCAGCUAUCACAGGUGCAGUUGUGUACGUCGAUAAUGGUUUGAACGCAAUGGGAGUAGGGAUUGACAGUCCAAUAUUUGGAGUACUUGACAUUCCAAAAGAAAAUUGCGCUAGAGAUAGCAAUAGUUAGAUGGACUUAGAGCCUGUCCAUUUAGGAUCUAGUGUAGAAGGCAGACUAUAGUUCUUUAAAUUGUAUAUCAUCCGAGGAUAACUCUUUGGUGGGUAUCUCCCAUUUUGAGAUGAGAAAUUCCUGGUUGUUUCUUUUAUUGGAAAAAAAAUUAUUUUUGGG